Molecule: messenger RNA, 1478 nt
Organism: Marasmius oreades (fairy-ring Marasmius)
Lineage: Eukaryota; Fungi; Basidiomycota; Agaricomycetes; Agaricales; Marasmiaceae
Exons: 5
Coding region: 91-1443 (450 amino acids)
Source: RefSeq, a predicted model, not a curated record
GCGUCUAGUGUCUAAUGAUAAUGUGCAGUGCGUUUACCUCGAGGACUCCUACACGGUUUGCUUCCCUUCCCCCCUCUAUUUCGCACCAAGAUGGCUGAUCAAGACUUUCCGGAAGAAACUCAAUAUCUCCUUUGUCUGGCUAACAGUCAGAGAAAUCCAGACUUACAAGGAUAUGCUGUGAGAUUGUCCAUGUUCGUCGCGAACGUGUGCAUAGCUAUUCUCAUCGCAUGGUCGGAACACGUUGUCAAACAAUCUGUUAACGUUGUUAUGCUCCAGAACUUUGUCGUUCUCGUCUGUACAGCCAUUAGUAUGGCCAGAAGGGACCUGUCGGUCUCCGACGCACAUUUCGCGCUCACCUUGACGAUAUCCCCACUCUCCAUCUACUUCGUGUACUCGACCUUUCGUUUUGUUCGGAAACGUCCAAACCAUCUCUAUGCUUGUCUAGGAUCCGCAAAAGUUAUCACCGCUAUCAUGUCGACGAUCCUGUUGGUUUGGUGGACUGUCUUCGACCUGCUGAUAUAUUUCAGCGAUGUUUACAAGGACAGUAACUGCAGGGCCACACUACGAGGGUGGAUAUUGUAUAAAACCCUAUCCUCUUUUAUCAACCUGAUAUUUGCGCUGGUUUUGAUACCUCUCAUCCCGUUAUUCUGGAUAAUCUAUUUCAUUCGACAUUUCAAGGAUAUUCGGGAGGAGUAUCGGAGGCAUAUGAAGAAAACUGAUCUUUGGGAACGGUUUCAGUGGGUUCAGCUUCUUGGGAGGGGUAUCAAAUCAUUUAUGAUUGCGCAAUGGGACGUUAUCACCCGUUCGCAUAAAUGGUUGUUCUUCCUGAACAUACUCGUCUUCUACGUGACUUGGGCUGGCUCCCUACUCAUAUGGGUGGUCGACGUCGAAGACUUCUUUUAUGAAGUCGUGGUUACUACAUUCGACCCAGACGCGCCACCACCGAAGGAUGAUGGUUUUGACCCGCUUGGGUAUGGGCAGCUGCUCUCGGUAGCUAUAGCCAUCGAACCCGUUUGGGCGGUUUUGAAGUUGACCUUCUUCAGAAGGUAUGACAUACUAUCGUGGGUCAAACAAUGGCCGCAAUCGGUUUGGAACGGUAUCGUUUUCAUUUUUACGGGCCACCGGAACCCAUGGAAGAAGAUUUCGGAGAUGCAACGGAUGCACUCGGAGUCGGAUGGGGGGGCAGAUUAUACUUAUAACCAUCUGUUCCACCCACAUGUGCUCGAGUUUAACGAGUUACCCAUUUUAACGAAGGAGUCGAUUUAUGAAGAAUCGUUAAUGGAACCGGCGUCCGCUGGAGAGGGUGCCAAGGCGCGGGUUAUGUUUUCGAGGGCGGCUUCGCCCCAGCUUGUUACGACGUAUUUCGACCCGUAUUCCGAAGUAUUAGAGGAUGGUCACGGACACUAUAGACGUAGUAAAACGAGUUCGUUCGAUAGCGUGUAAUUUGUAAUUGUAUCUAAUAGCUUUUUUGACCACGC